AUGGCGCAGGCUGGCAAUGUCCGCGAAAACGGCCAUGAAAAUGACAACGCCUUGGCCAUUGGCUGUGAACCCGACGACCUGGAAUUGUCUAUAGGACAGCCUUCUGCUCAAUCACGCGUGCCUUUUAAACGGUCUGCCACCAGCCAGGAAACCAUUCGUGCGACUGGGACUCCUCCCGUGGACAUUCCUACAGUCGGCGAAAGUCCUGCCGUGGUACCAGAUCCCUCCGAUUCUUCCUCCUAUAUCGAUCACUACAUGCGACAACGGAACCCCUCUGUUAGCUUCAAUAAUGAGAUCAAGUUGGAUUCGGGACAUCGUCAGAGCAUGAUGGAGCCAUUGGAGAAGCCGUCCAAGGCUCGGGAACGAGGACGUUCGCUGUUGCAGGCAAUGGCGGAUGAAAAGAGAUCGUCCCGAGCCCAUAGUGAGUCAGAACGAUCUCACUACGAUCCUAUCACUGGCCGUCACUUACCCCAAUAUUCCCAAAGUCCACCGAGGGAACAGCCACGCGUCGGCGAAGGUCGGUUUCCCCUCCUUCAGACCACAGUGGACGAAAUGGCGCGAGAGUCUCAAACCAAUUUACCUCAAGCCAUGUCUCUGACCUCCGAUUCCACGAUGUCUCCCAACGAGGCAGUCCUCACCCCUCAAGACGAUGACAGUUACCUCUUGUCUCCUACCGCCGCGUCUCCCACCACCCCUUUCGCCGGGCAGGCAUUUUCCUACGAAGAACCUAAGAGCUUUCGACCCACAGCCUCACAGAGAUGGAGAGAGGGCGAAACCACCGCAUCCCCUCAAGAUUUCUUCUCGCGCGCCGGGAGUCUUCGCAAGAGCAUGCGUGAUAUUGCGGGGCGGGCGUCUCGUAGAGAUACAUCAGGCUCUACAAGAUCCCCGAGGUCGGCGGCAUCCUCAUACCUGCGUGCAUUUUCGAUAAGCAGCGGAACAAAUGGUGACGGAGCUGACACUGGUCCUCUUGCCUGUGACGCCGAGGGUCAGACCAUCGGUGAAGAUUAUGUGCUGGGCAAACAGAUUGGUUACGGCGGCUUCAGCAUCAUCAAGCAAGUAACACAACUUCAAGACGGCAAACAACGAACACUGGCCGUCAAGAUCGUUCGCCGCCAUAUUGAAAACAAAACCGAGGCUGAGAAUGAGCAAGUACAGGCCGAGUUCGAACAUGAAGUCGAGUUGUGGCGCUUUCUCAAUCACCCCAACAUUCUCCCACUAGAAGCCGUGUACAAACUCGACGAAGCGACGUUCUGCUUUAUCCCACUCAAUGUCGGAGGGACCCUCUUUGACCUCGUCAGAUCCAAUCGCAAAGGUGUCGCGCAAGACAUCGCAAAGAACUAUGCCUAUCAACUUGCCUCCGCUCUGCGCUACCUCCAUCUCGAUGCGCGCGUGGUACAUCGUGAUGUGAAACUUGAAAACUGCCUGAUCGAACCGACUAGGGCCGGAGAGCCUGGCUUGCUCCGUCUCUGUGACUUUGGCAUGGCAGAAUGGCUUUCAACAGACAGCAGUUCCGAUCCUCCGAGUCCAGACUACAACAGCUCUGACCGCCCCCCCCCAAAACCUAUUGGACCCGCAGAUACCUCGACAUCUGCCUUCGCAGGCGGAAGCCUCGAGUAUGCUGCUCCAGAGAUCCUGCGAAUCGCCGAACGAAUGGACAAGGCCGCUCGAGCCGAGCGUCACAUUAUCUCUCCUGCUGUCGACGUCUGGGCAUACGGUGUCUGCGUGUACAGCAUGAUAAUAGGAUCACGACCGUUCCAGAACUCAUUCCAGCCACGCGUUGUCAUGGCGAUACUUGCAGGAGACUGGAACCGUGACUUAUUGAUGGAGAAAGGGGGGGACGAUAUCUAUGAGCUUGUGAACGGGUGUCUUGAAAUGGACGACUCGCUACGCUGGGAUAUCACUAGAGUUGUCCGCUGUACUUGGCUCGAAGACCUCGCGGGCGAGGAAGACAAUUUGCAGCAAGGCGUGAAUGGGUGGCGACUGUAA
This is a messenger RNA of Rhinocladiella mackenziei CBS 650.93, 1986 nucleotides long. RefSeq lists its product as uncharacterized. Gene Ontology annotation, cellular component: nucleus. Bases 1 to 1986 code for a protein of 661 amino acids. Gene Ontology annotation, molecular function: ATP binding; protein serine/threonine kinase activity. Lineage: Eukaryota; Fungi; Ascomycota; Eurotiomycetes; Chaetothyriales; Herpotrichiellaceae. The transcript has a single exon. The record is from RefSeq and is a predicted model, not a curated record. Gene Ontology annotation, biological process: mitotic DNA damage checkpoint signaling; protein phosphorylation.